AUGGCAGUUCAGAAACGAAAGGUGAGAUUCAAUGUGGGUGGCACGAUAUUCGAAACGACGGCGACAACCCUUUCUAAUGCCGGUGCUGAUUCGUUACUCAAAGCCAUGUUAGAUGAUGCCUGGUCAGCACAAUAUGAGGAAUUUGGAGAGCAUUUCAUUGAUAGAGACCCUGCUUGCUUCAAUGUCCUUCUUCAUCUUCUUCGAACCGGCGAGCUUCAUGUUCCUCCAACCAUUCCCGACUUGCUUCUCUUUAAAGAAGCUCAUUACUAUGGACUUCUAGACCAGGUUCGCUCGGCCAGAAACGUCGAGUUAGACGGUGAGAAUCUCAAACUUGCAUCCUCCAUAACUGGAAGAACUUUGCUGAAAGAUCAUUCAUUAAUAAGAGCAAGUGCCAAUGGUAGUUGCUCAAUUGCUAAUGGCAGAGUUUUUCAUGUCUAUGAUUGGAUGCUCCAAGAACUCUCAAUUGGAAACCUUGAUUAUAUGAAGAUUGUGGACAUGGAGUGGUAUGAUUCAGAAAACAUCUUAAUCAGUGGUCAAAAGCAUUCAAAUCCAAACACUUUUGGUGAUGGUGGUGGUGGAAUUGGUCUCUUCAAUCCACAAACUGCUGAACUUAAACAUAGAUUUAAGCUCACUCGAACUUCGUCUCCUUAUAGAUUUCAUGGAGGAGAUAAUCAAUUUUCGAUAACGAAACCUGGAAAUCUGGCAAUCAACAAGUCAAACAACAAAAUAUUUUGUUGUUGUAAAGAUGAUUCAUACACAAAAGUGGAUGGCAUUGGAGUUUGGGAUACAACAACAGGACAGCAAAUUGAUUUCUUAGAAGCUGAACGUAAUAGUGAGCUUGGCGACACUUUCAAGCUUCAAUGGCUGCCAAGUAACAACUGUUUAGUAGCGGUGAUUGGCAGUCCUCGAAGCAAUGGAAUAAGGAUAUUCGAUCCAAGAGCGACAGAAACAAAUUCGAAUCAUUGGGAACACCAUCCAUACCAGGUGAUACAUCAAGGAACAUUAGUAGAUGCAAUGGGGAUUGAGGAAAUGAACUGUGUUUGUGUAAUGGAUGAGAAUGGUUUUUUUAGUUUUGUGGACUUGAGAAAGCUUGGAGGUGAAUCUCAAAUAAACAGAGUUUGGAGGAGCUCUGAAAAAGAAGAGAAAAGGGAAUGGUUUCCUUCGUCAGUUGAGAGUGUGUUCAUUGAACAUGGUGGAAAGCCAAAGCUGGGAUGGCAUGGAGGGAAGGUGUUUCGUUCUAUAAAUAGUGUCAUUUCAGUGUAUUGUGGGUUUGGAUUUGAAUGGGAAUUGGCUUCUCAAGUUCAACCCAAAUAUGGAGGAGGACUCAUCCAUGACUUUUCUAUAGGAGGGGAUAGGUUGUUUUCACUUCAAGGUUUGGAAUAUAAUCUCUAUGAGAUUAAUGUAUGGGAAACACCACCAUCACCAUUGCCACCAUUACUAAUAUAG
Messenger RNA from Benincasa hispida (wax gourd), 1446 nucleotides. Lineage: Eukaryota; Viridiplantae; Streptophyta; Magnoliopsida; Cucurbitales; Cucurbitaceae. The record is from RefSeq and is a predicted model, not a curated record.